Messenger RNA from Eurytemora carolleeae, 1707 nucleotides. RefSeq names its product glycoprotein-N-acetylgalactosamine 3-beta-galactosyltransferase 1 (gene C1GalTA). Gene Ontology annotation, molecular function: N-acetylgalactosaminide beta-1,3-galactosyltransferase activity. Gene Ontology annotation, cellular component: membrane. Lineage: Eukaryota; Metazoa; Arthropoda; Copepoda; Calanoida; Temoridae. The transcript has 10 exons. The record is from RefSeq and is a predicted model, not a curated record. The coding region runs from base 128 to 1228 and encodes 366 amino acids.
CUAAUAAUCUAUUUCAGGAUUAAAAAUGAUUAAACUGUAAAAUAUCGGAGAAGGUUCAAGAAUGGGAGAUUGGGUCGAGAUAUUUGAGAGAAGGGAAGAAUGAGGAGUGAGGACUUAGUCCUGAAGUAUGUCCUACUCUGCACUUCAUGGGGCACAAAGUUGGUUUCCCCGACAGAUAUGUCUAACCCUGACUGUUGGUAUCCUGGCCGGGUUCUCCUUCUCCCUUCUCAUCCUCAAUGCCUCCAGCAUCUCCAGGAGUGAGAUGUUCCUUGGUCCUCCUCCAGCUAAAUACUCUCAGGAUAUACACGAUCACAAGGAGAUACAGAGUUUACCUGAGUUAACUAAAGAAAUCAUUCUUCAAUCACAUUCCUCUGAAAAAGAUAAUGAAUCCCUGGCUGCAGAUUUAACCCGAAGGGUUCGUGUUCUCUGCUGGGUUCUAACAGGACCUCAGAACCAUGUCACAAGAGCUAAGCAUGUUAAAGCAACCUGGGGAAGACGAUGCAACAAACUUAUAUUUAUGAGUUCUCAAGCAGAUAGUUCUCUGCCUGCCAUAGCUCUCAAGGUUCAGGAGGGGAGGGAUAGUCUUUGGGCAAAAACAAAACAGGCAUUCAAGUAUAUCUAUGAUCACCAUCUGAACGAGGCGGACUGGUUUCUCAAGGCCGACGAUGAUACCUACGUAGUAAUGGAAAACCUGAGAUUCAUGCUCGAACCUUACAAUUCUAGUCAACCCAUGUACUUCGGUUGCAAGUUCAAACCGUACGUGAAGCAGGGUUAUAUGAGCGGUGGAGCGGGAUACGUUCUCUCAAAGGAAGCGAUUAAGCGGUUUGCAACAAGAGGGUUGUCUGAUGACUCUGGUGUGAUCUGUAGAACGGACGGAGGAGGAGCUGAGGAUGUAGAAAUGGGGAAAUGUAUGGAGAAUCUCGGAGUUCUUGCUGGAGACUCCAGGGAUUCCUUGGGCCGCGGACGAUUCUUUCCGUUUGUCCCGGAGCACCAUCUCAUUCCUGGACAUAUGCCCGAUGAUUUUUGGUACAAGAAGUAUAUUUACUACCCUGUAGCAGAAGGUAUGGGGUGCUGUAGUGAUAGUGCUGUUUCCUUCCAUUAUGUGUCUGCGAACCAGAUGUAUGUUAUGGAAUACCUCCUUUACCAUCUUAGACCGUAUGGCAUUGAUAGGAAAAUAGAAAGAAUAGAAACCCCAGUGAAUGCUCCUCCAAACAAGUCAAAAUCUUAGCCCGGCAAAUUCUUCAGUUGAAAGGUUCUUACUGUCAGAUAAACAUUAAAGUUUUACAAACUUAAAAAAUGUUAAUUCUAAAACGAAAUUUUAUCCAGAGGCAAAAACGAACCAACCUUAUAUGGUCUCUUUUUUAAGUCGAUCAAAAAACAAAAAAAAUGGCUUUAAGUUCAAUCUUGAUCGUGUUUUUUUUUAUUUUAAUCUGAAAAUGUUGGUUCAUGUCAACCUUAAAGCAGUACAGUACAGUACAGUUCUCACAAUGAAAUGUACUUUGCGUACAUAACCCAACAGUACAGUACACCAACUAGAUGAAAGACGACAUGUCCUGCAAGAUCUAAAUAUUGAUUAAAUAAUCAUAACUCAUGAACGGAUUAUUUUAAACAAACCAUUUUUAUAAACGCACACAUUCCUAUCUUGCCUCAAAUAGAUGUUAAUAAUAAUAAAUACUAAAACAUAAACUUAAAUACUCUAAAUGUUAU